AUGAAUGCCCAGGUAUUUGGAAUCAGCGACAGCCGGCCGACAUGCCGACCUUGCCGCAUUUUGAACUCACCAUCGUGGCUUGGAUAUCAAGAUGGUAGCUGCUGUUGGAGAAUUUACCCGUGUCGAUGGGUAGUAAAACAAUGCAUGCAAACACCGUUACGUCAUUAUGUCCUUGACAAACACUUGGAUAUUGGUUCGGUAUCCAGGAAGGAAGCUCUCCCGAGACUUUGUCGGCCAACGCUUGUUCGGGACCAGGUAUUUGUCAAUGAUGCAGGUCCCUCUUCCGGGGCGAUCUCCGAGUUGUGA
Pochonia chlamydosporia 170 is the source of this 306-nucleotide messenger RNA. RefSeq lists its product as hypothetical. The transcript has a single exon. Lineage: Eukaryota; Fungi; Ascomycota; Sordariomycetes; Hypocreales; Clavicipitaceae. The coding region runs from base 1 to 306 and encodes 101 amino acids. The record is from RefSeq and is a predicted model, not a curated record.